GGUGACCGGCGCGGCGGGGGGCAGGAACGUCAAGUCGAAUUUCACAAUUUGUACUUGUUUCGUCACAAAUAUUAAUUUACACCCAAAUUUGUGCAGCGUUUAGUGUAUUAGUGGAAUUGUGAGUUUAUAUAACUACCAAGAAACGUUAAGGGUUAAUUUCAGCUGUCGAAACUAAAGUAAUUCAAAAUGGCGGAGGUAGGGUUCCCCGGUCAGCACACGACGACGACCACGGUCACGUCCAGUACAACCGUGCAGACCAACAUCCGGUUCGACCCGCUGUAUGUGCGGACAGCGACUGGCGCACUCAAAGUGGUGCAAGUUGUGUCCAGUUUGCUGGGCUUCAUCAGCGUGCAGGCCGCUCGCUUCCAGUACGCGGGAUACGGCUCCUUCUACUCAUGGAUCUCGAUGAUCGCCUUUUGGUUCACCGGGAUUCUACUCGGCCUAUACCUGUUCCACCUGGUGGAGAAGUUCUACAAAAUUCCGUGGCUGAGGCUAGAGCUCGGGUUCUGUGCGCUGUGGGCCUUCUUCUACCUGAUAGCGGCCAGUCUGGUCGUCUCCAUAUUCAAUAACGCCGGCUACUCUGCUGCCGCGUUCUUCGGCUACGCUGCAAUGUUUGCGUACGCCAUCGACGCGUUCCUGAAAUUCCGCGCCGUGCAGGCGGGCGGACUGGCGCAGGGCACGCGAGUGGUCUCCAAGCAGACCACGUCCGCCGUCACCGUCACGCCGCCUAGGGAGGGGUAUUAAACUAGUCAAAUAAGCUACUGAGAACCCCGCCUGGUGGGCACUCUGCUCAGAUGCCGGAACUGAGCGGGUUCUCGCUAUACCUGGGUCAAUUUUUUUUUCAAAGUUGUCCACCUCGCUUUUUUAGUAACAUGGGUAUUUUUUAUGCAAUUCAUACAUAAUCGCGAGGUCUUUCGA
Molecule: messenger RNA, 918 nt
Organism: Leguminivora glycinivorella
Lineage: Eukaryota; Metazoa; Arthropoda; Insecta; Lepidoptera; Tortricidae
Product: MARVEL domain-containing protein 1
Exons: 5
Coding region: 187-744 (185 amino acids)
Cellular component (GO): membrane
Source: RefSeq, a predicted model, not a curated record